Molecule: messenger RNA, 2568 nt
Organism: Ochotona curzoniae (black-lipped pika)
Lineage: Eukaryota; Metazoa; Chordata; Mammalia; Lagomorpha; Ochotonidae
Product: long-chain-fatty-acid--CoA ligase 6
Exons: 21
Coding region: 24-2159 (711 amino acids)
Biological process (GO): long-chain fatty-acyl-CoA biosynthetic process; very long-chain fatty acid metabolic process; long-chain fatty acid metabolic process
Cellular component (GO): membrane; endoplasmic reticulum
Molecular function (GO): arachidonate-CoA ligase activity
Source: RefSeq, a predicted model, not a curated record
UUGUCCUUUCACUUCUGGAGAAGAUGCAGACGCAAGAGAUCCUGAGGAUGCUGCGGCUGCCUGAGCUGGGUGACUUGGGCCAGUUUUUCCGCAGCCUCUCAGCCACCACCCUGGUGAGUGUGGGUGCGCUGGCUGCGAUCCUCGCCUACUGGUUCACUCACCGGCCAAAGGCCUUGCAACCACCGUGCGACCUCCUAAAGCAGUCAGAAGAAGUGGAGGACAGUGGUGGGGCUCGAAGGUCUGUGAUCAGUGGUGGCCCUGAGCUGCUCACCCACUACUACGAUGAUGCCCGGACCAUGUACCAGGUGUUCCGCCGUGGGCUCAGUAUCUCAGGGAACGGGCCCUGUCUGGGCUUCAGGAAGCCCAAUCAGCCGUAUCAGUGGCUGUCCUACCAGGAGGUGGCGGACAGGGCUGAAUUCCUAGGAUCUGGACUUCUCCAGCACAACUGUAAAGCAUCUACAGAUCAGUUUAUUGGUGUUUUUGCACAAAAUCGGCCAGAGUGGAUCAUUGCAGAGCUGGCCUGCUAUACGUAUUCCAUGGUGGUAGUCCCGCUCUAUGACACCCUGGGACCUGGAGUUAUCCGCUAUAUCAUCAAUACAGGCCUGGUCUGCAGAGGAGCCUCCAACACAAACUCCACCCAAGCUGAUAUCAGCACUGUGAUCGUGGACAAAGCUUGGAAGGCUGGCCUCCUGCUGGAGCACGUGGAGAAGAAGGAGACUCCAGGGCUCAAGCUGAUCAUCCUCAUGGAGCCGUUUGAGGAAGCUCUGCAGGAGAGGGGGAAGAAGUGCGGAGUGCUGCUCAAGUCCAUGCAGGCUGUGGAGGACUGUGGCCAGGAGAAUCACCGUGCUCCCGUGCCCCCGCGGCCUGAUGACCUCUCCAUUGUAUGUUUUACAAGUGGCACGACAGGGGACCCAAAAGGUGCGAUGCUCACCCAUGGGAACGUGGUGGCUGAUUUCUCAGGCUUCCUGAAAGUGACUGAGAAAGUGAUCUUUCCGAGACAGGACGAUGUGCUCAUCUCCUUCCUGCCUCUGGCUCACAUGUUUGAGAGAGUAAUCCAGUCUGUUGUCUACUGCCACGGAGGGCGUGUUGGCUUCUUUCAAGGGGACAUCCGCCUCCUCUCAGAUGACAUGAAGGCUCUUUGUCCCACCAUCUUCCCUGUAGUCCCACGGCUGCUGAACCGGAUGUAUGACAAGAUCUUCAGCCAGGCGAAUACACCUGUAAAGCGCUGGCUCCUGGAGUUUGCGGCCAAGCGUAAGCAGGCAGAAGUCCGGAGCGGGAUCAUCAGGAAUGACAGCAUCUGGGAUGAGCUCUUUUUUAAUAAGAUCCAGGCCAGUCUUGGUGGGUGUGUGCGGAUGAUUGUUACUGGAGCAGCUCCUGUAUCGCCAGCAGUCUUGGGAUUCCUCCGGGCAGCUCUGGGAUGCCAGGUUUAUGAAGGUUACGGCCAAACCGAGUGCACAGCUGGAUGUACCUUCACCACACCAGGGGACUGGACCUCAGGGCACGUGGGGGCGCCUCUGCCCUGCAACCACAUCAAGCUCGUUGACGUCGAGGAACUGAACUACUGGACCAGCAAAGGAGAGGGAGAGAUAUGUGUGAGAGGACCAAAUGUGUUCAAAGGCUACUUGAAAGAUCCGAAGAAUACACACGAGGCCCUGGACAGUGAUGGCUGGCUUCACACUGGAGACAUUGGCAGGUGGCUGCCGGAAGGAACUCUUAAAAUUAUCGACCGGAAAAAGCACAUAUUUAAACUCGCUCAGGGAGAAUAUAUCGCACCCGAGAAGAUUGAAAACAUCUACACCCGCAGUGAGCCCGUGGCACAGGUCUACGUCCAUGGAGACAGCUUGAAGGCCUUUUUGGUGGGCAUUGUUGUGCCUGAUCCUGAGGUCAUGCCCUGUUGGGCCCAGAAGCGGGGAAUCGAAGGGACGUAUGCACAGCUCUGCACAAAUAAGGAACUGAAGAAAGCCAUUUUGGACGAUAUGGUGAGGUUAGGAAAAGAAAGUGGACUCCAUUCUUUCGAACAGGUUAAAGCCAUCCACAUCCAUUCUGAGAUGUUCUCAGUUCACAAUGGUCUGCUGACACCAACACUAAAGGCUAAGAGACCUGAGCUGAGAGGGUACUUCAAAAAACAAAUAGAAGAGCUUUAUACAAUCUCCAUAUGAAGGUCAAGGAAAAGUCUUCUCAGUACAAUGGACUGUGUAGCAAUAUUAUAGUUAUUCUUGAAAGAGUCAAAACAACGCAGCUGAACAUGCGUAAGACCUGAUUUUAUGACUGAGCCUCUACCUGUCCCAAGAGAUCUUUAACAAUAUUUUCUCUAUCAUCACUGAGUACACUUUAUUUUUCCUAAAAUGACAUUGUAGCAAGCUGCUAAAAAUAUCACAAAUGGCAAUGUAAAAUCAAGACAUUUUUCUCAAGAACUGUGUACCACUAAAAGUAAUAUAUUCUCAAUGUUCACAAAACUCAUAUUAAACAUUAAAAAAAAGUAACUGACAUUGUAUUUAAUUAUUUUUGGAAUAGUAACUAGGUAACAGCAAAUAUCUAAGCAAUGUGGACUCCCUUAUUCAAUUACUG